UUCUCUGAUUUUGAUGCAUUGCAGAUGAAGCAAAAAGAAAUAAACUAAAAAUCUUCAAUAAAAAAAACCCAAAAUGGAAGAAAAUAAUUAUAUAGAGAGAGUUUAUGUUUUUUCUAAGCCAAAGUAACAUCUAUUUCUGCAUUUCGGGUUUUCUAUUUUAUUUUCUUUCUCCUUUCAGGUAUCAAUAGAAGAAAACCAGUAAGGAGUUGCUGGUUUUCUUGCUAAAUGGUUGAGGUUUUAUAGAUAAUGCAGUGUAAGAAAACAUACUUUAUAAGCAAGUUCAAUGGAUGGUAAUCUGAUGGCUGAUCCUGAUUCAGAGUCCUCUACAUUGGGUUUAAGGCACAUAAGCAGCUCACUUUUCAAUAUUCCUGGUUUCCUUGUUGGAUUUAGCUCUAAGGGUCCUUCGGAUUAUGAUUCAGUGCGAAGCCCUACAUCACCUCUCGAUUUUAGAGUUUUUGCAAAUUUUAGCAACCCUUUUGGGGUUAGGUCUCCUAGAUCUCCAUCUCAAAGUGGUUGUCAAAAGAAGUGGGAUUGCAAUAAUAUAGGUUUGGGCAUUGUGAAUUUGCUUGCUGAUGACAUUAAACCGGAUGGUGGAGACCUUGAUUCUUCGAAGAGAAAGAACAUAAUAUUUGGACCACAGGUGAAGGCUAAAUUUCCUUGCUCCUCGAGCUAUUCCCAUGAAUUCCUCGGUAAUUCAAUGAAAGCCAAUUCUUUGCCUAGGAAUUACAUAAUCUCCCAGCUUUUCCAAGCUGGAAAAUCCAAUGCCAAGUCAACAAUUUCUAGUCGUGGCUUUGGAAAUGAGGAGGUACAGGUAGAGCCCAAACCAGAUCCUGGGCUUUCCCCCUUUUUUAUUUCCUCAACGGAAAACCCGAAGUUGAGUUCCAGAAGUUUUUGUUCAGAGAAUGGAACCAUCAGCACUAAUAGUUCACCUUUGCCAAUUGGCAAAUCUUUGCAAGUAGAUAAUUCUUUGGUAAGUAAACCAAGUUCUCUUCCUAUACUCUUGAGCCAUAGCCUGGUAUCUCUUCCUGCAAAUGAGAUAGAGCUUUCGGAGGAUUAUACUUGUAUAAUUUCUCAUGGUCCGAACCCUAAAACGACUCAUGUUUUUGGUGACUGUAUUUUGGAAUGUCACAACAACGAGUUAACAAUUUUUGACCAAAAACCUGAACCCUGUGCCGAAGUGCCUCCACCAGGUAACGGCGAAAAGACUUCAGCACUUUACCCCUUCGAUGAGUAUUUGAGCUUCUGUUACACUUGCAAGAAAAAACUAGAGAAAGACGAAGACAUUUACAUGUACAGAGGUGAAAAGGCAUUUUGCAGCCUUGAUUGCCGCUCUGAGGAGAUUUUUGCGGAGGAGGAAAUGGAGAAAACUUGUAAUAAUUCCUCCAACGGUUCUCCGGAGCAGGGCAACGAGGAAGACCUCUUCCCAAUGGGUAUGUCCAUUAACAUGUAAUGGACUAUUAUUAUGAUUGCUUUUUGUAGGCAUCGAUGCCAAGAGUGAUGACUUUAACCUGGAUGAUCAUCUGUUCAUAAA
Messenger RNA from Hibiscus syriacus, 1531 nucleotides. RefSeq names its product FCS-Like Zinc finger 8-like. The transcript has 3 exons. Lineage: Eukaryota; Viridiplantae; Streptophyta; Magnoliopsida; Malvales; Malvaceae. The record is from RefSeq and is a predicted model, not a curated record. Bases 284 to 1450 code for a protein of 388 amino acids.